ACUGUCAAGUGGUACCAAUUGCACAUCUAUCAGCUACUUGCCUUAACAAUUCAUCGCAACAUUCAACCCAAUUUCAUACAACCACCCAUUUCUAAGCCUUCUUCUUCAACUUUUUUGUUUUAAUUAUUGUAUCAUUCUGAAUUCUACAAUAAUAAUAAUAAUAAUGUCUGUUCCUCUUAUCCCUAUCCCUUUCCAAGAAGAAACAUCUAGUAAGGAGCGGAAGAGUAAGAGGAAGUACGUCAACAGGACUUGGUCUCGUUCUUCUUCUGAUAUUUCCGGGUUAUGGCAUCAGCACAGAAAGCCCAAAAGAUGUAAGCUUAAUGUUCAGAAAAAUCUCAAUGUGAAAUCUAAGUCCUUUGCUGCUACUCAAGCUGAAGAACUUCGAUCCAAAUUGGAUCCGAGAUAUCCAAGCUUUAUUAAAUCUUUGGUGAAGUCACAUGUUACUGGUGGCUUUUGGAUGGGACUUCCUGCGCCAUUCUGCCAGAAGCAUUUACCACCAAAAGACACCAUCAUAACAUUGGAAACUCAAAGUAAGAAGCUAUUUAAGAUAAAAUAUCUUGCAAGAAAGACAGGUUUAAGUGGCGGGUGGAAAGGAUUUGCUAUUUCUGAAAGAUUGUUAAUAGGAGAUGUUCUUGUGUUUCAGCUAAUAGCAGAAGCCAAAUUUAAGGUCUACAUAGUAAAAGAAUAUAAAGUGACUGAGGUAGAUGGAGCUCUGUUCCUGCUAAAAUUGGAUACUCCCGAAAAACAAAGUGAUCCUGGAGCCAGAAAGUGUAUAGACUUGCCUCAAGUUGAUCAGAGAAGUAUGCAGCCACCUGAAAACUCAGAAAGUAACAGUACUGAAAAUUCGUUUGGAUCAAGAGUUGCUGAUGGUUUCCCGAUAUGUGAAGAAGCAGCUUUAAGUCCUAGUGCUGUUUCAACAUUUGACAACUUUAGCAUUGUAAUCAAUGACUUGCUUAAAGACUAUGAGCUCCCUCGACAUAUUAAAUGGAGUUACUAUAAACUGUGUUGCAGUCAAGACAGUUUGCUUCAUGCCAAUCUUCCGCAUUGGAUGAACCAUAUUUUGAUAGGUGGAGUCAUAAUUGAGACUGUUACCAUCGCUGAUGCUUUAAGACAGUGUGAUCUUUCAACUUCCAAGGAAGAAUUUGCCAUAUGGGAUAAGACUUUAAGGGCGCUUGAACUUCUUGGGAUGAACAACGGUUUUCUGCGUUCCCAUUUGCACCAUCUACAACGAAUUGUGCAUGAUCCGGAAGUAGCCACCUACAAUCAAAGAUGUUUGGAGCUAUGUUCUGAGAAUUCUCGCGCAGAAGAUGAGAUCAGGAGUCUUACGGCUAGACUUGCUGAAUUGAAGAAGGCCCAUAAGAAACGUGCUGCUGAUAUCGAUAAUCUGAAGUCGAAGAUUAACAGUCAUGAACUCAAGUUUCAGGAAUAGGUACAUGCCCCCUGGUGAAUUGGUAAUAACCUUCAUUACGAGUAACGUUAGACAAAUCCUGUCCAAUCCCAGUUCUUUAUUUUUUUUUUUAAAACCACCCCUAGUUAGAAGGGAAACCCCAGGCCAGUCUUGUUCAAAAAAUCAAAAAAUUGCCCGUCCAAUCCAAGUGUGUGAUUUAUCAUAGUUCCUUUCGCCAAAAGUUGCAAGGAAGAUAGCUGUGCAUUUUGAUAAUGGUAGUAGAUGUUUUCUUGUUUCAAAUUGUUGUGUAAUUUGUAAUAUUUUUGUAGCUUUUGUUCUGAUAUAAUAUAUAAUACGGGGUAGCUGAUUAGAGAAA
Molecule: messenger RNA, 1763 nt
Organism: Chenopodium quinoa (quinoa)
Lineage: Eukaryota; Viridiplantae; Streptophyta; Magnoliopsida; Caryophyllales; Amaranthaceae
Product: B3 domain-containing protein Os01g0234100-like
Exons: 7
Coding region: 164-1429 (421 amino acids)
Molecular function (GO): DNA binding
Source: RefSeq, a predicted model, not a curated record